This is a messenger RNA of Cyprinodon tularosa, 475 nucleotides long. RefSeq names its product lens epithelial protein. The record is from RefSeq and is a predicted model, not a curated record. The transcript has 2 exons. NCBI's taxonomy places the organism in Eukaryota, Metazoa, Chordata, Actinopteri, Cyprinodontiformes, Cyprinodontidae. Bases 23 to 217 code for a protein of 64 amino acids. Gene Ontology annotation, biological process: multicellular organism development.
UUACGAUACUGCUUCCCUAGCCAUGCAUCCCCAGCGUCCUCUUCCCCAGGCCAUGCCCUCGUCCUCGCUGGGGCAGCAACUGAGGGACAUUACUAUGGGUCUGGGACGAGGCAAGAACUUUCUGGGAGGAAACUUUGGUUAUGGUUUCAUCCAGUCUGUUAAGGAAUGCCUUUAUUUUCUCCUCUGCUGCUGGUGUAUCAAGGAGAUACUGGACUAAUAGCUAUAGAUAUGUAUUUUGCAUAUUUAUCAGUUGGUCUGUGCAAUGCUGUUUCAGUUUGCAUUUGUUAGAAGCGUAUGAGGAACAUUCUUUGAUAGCUGAGUAGGUUAAGAUUACGGUGUGAGAAGCAAAGCCCAGGAUGCUGUUAGACUGGGUUCGAGAAUUCGGAGAACAAGUGUGAAGAUCUGGGAUUCUUCGAUCAUGCAGACAUGAUUUUCCUUGAAGUGACAAUAAAUAAACUAAAUAUAUCUACCUUCA